Messenger RNA from Dracunculus medinensis (Guinea worm), 264 nucleotides. NCBI's taxonomy places the organism in Eukaryota, Metazoa, Nematoda, Chromadorea, Rhabditida, Dracunculidae. The record is from the annotation of a GenBank genome assembly.
AUGUCGGCGAUAACUGAUAGUGAAUUUUGCGCUGAGGCAAGGCAACGUUUUACACAUACAAAAGCGCUUUUUGAACAGCUCGAACGAAGCGGUGAACAAUUGCCGUCGUUUUAUUCACCACGACCACAGCGACAAGCACCACCACCUUUACCGCCAAAACCUGCUUUCCAUCAUUCUCCAUCUUCACCACUUUCUCAGCUUUCGAAUGGCUUGAUUUUAUGGCUUUUGCACGUUGAAAAGAAAAAUAUUUUAUGGAUGAAAUAA